AUGAAACAAAGAUUUUCCUCCAUAGACGUCAAAGUCAUCGCUCACGAGCUUCAGGAGAAUCUUGUGACCUUGCGACUGGCCAACGUGUACGACCUCUCUUCCAAGAUUCUGCUUCUCAAGUUUGCGAAGCCCGACAACAAGAAACAGCUCAUCAUCGACUCGGGAUUUCGAUGCCAUCUUACAGAUUUUACGCGCACGACAGCUGCGGCCCCCUCGGCCUUCGUCACAAGGCUGCGCAAGUUCCUUAAGACGAGGAGAUUGACCCAGGUCUCACAGAUCGGAACUGACAGAAUCCUCGAGUUCCAGUUUAGUGACGGCCAGUACCGCUUGUUUCUCGAAUUCUUUGCUAGCGGAAACGUCAUUUUGACCGACGCCGACCUCAAGAUUAUCACACUGCUGCGAAACGUUCCCGAAGGCGAAGGUCAGGAGCCACAAAGGGUCGGACUGACAUACUCGCUUGAGAAUCGACAAAACUUUAAUGGCGUUCCACCUCUGACAAAAGAGAGAAUACGAGAUGCGCUCAAGGCCUCGGUGGAGAAGAGCGCAGCGGCAGCCGCGGCGGGCAAGAAGAACAAGGCGAAGCCGGGAGACGAGUUGAGGAGAAGUCUUGCGACCACGAUCACGGAACUGCCCCCUAUCCUGGUGGAUCAUUCUUUCAAGACUACGGGUUUCGACGGCAACAAGAAGCCCGCUGAAAUCCUGGAAAACGAGACCUUGUUGGACGGCCUUUUAACAGCUUUGACAGAGGCACGAAGCAUUGUCCAGGACGCUACAAGUUCUGCCAAUGCCAAAGGCUACAUUUUUGCAAAGUACAGGAAUCAGGAACAGGAGUCAUCAACACAGGAAGGGGAGGAAACGAAGCGUUCGAAUCUGCUAUACGAAGAUUUCCACCCUUUCUUGCCUAACAAAUAUGCAAAUGAUUCUUCGAUCAAGGUCCUCGAAUUCGACACUUUCAACAAGACAGUAGAUGAGUUCUUCUCGUCGCUGGAGGGCCAGAAGCUUGAGUCGAGACUCUCCGAACGAGAGGCAGCAGCAAAGAAGAAGCUCGAUGCAGCCAGAACGGACCAGGCAAAGCGUAUUGAAGGCCUGCAGGAGGCCCAGUCGCUCAAUGUGCAGAAAGCCACGGCUAUCGAGACCAACGUUGAGCGUGUCCAAGAAGCUAUGGAUGCUGUCAAUGGUCUCCUUCAGCAGGGCAUGGACUGGGUCGACAUCAGCAAACUAAUUGAGCGAGAGCAGAAGCGCAAUAAUCCUGUCGCCGAGAUUAUUAAACUGCCUCUUAACCUUGCGGACAACAUGGUCACUCUGUUGCUUGGCGAAAACGAAGAUAUCGAAGAUGAUGACUCGAACUAUGAGACCGACUCAGACGCGUCGGACAGCGAGGAUGAAAAUUCCGACAACAAGCAGAAGACAACUAAGAGCUUGGAGGUGGAUGUCAACAUUGGAUUAUCACCUUGGGCCAACGCAAGAGAGUACUAUGAGCAGAAGCGGAGUGCAGCUAAGAAGGAGGAAAAAACCGUUCAGCAGUCGCAGGUUGCCCUGAAGAACGCCGAGCAAAAGAUCCAAGCCGAGUUGAAGAAGGGCUUGAAGCAAGAGAAGGCGGUACUGCAUCUUACUCGCAAGCAGAUCUGGUUUGAGAAGUUUAUUUGGUUUAUUUCAUCCGACGGAUACCUUGUUCUUGGUGGCAAGGACGCUCAACAGAACGAAAUGCUGUAUAAGCGUUACCUUCGUAAGGGCGAUGUCUAUGUUCAUGCGGACAUGCAUGGCGCCGCCACGGUCAUUAUUAAGAACACACCAAGUGACCCUGACGCGCCAAUUCCACCUUCAACAUUGGCGCAGGCUGGUACGCUUGCUGUCUGCAGCUCGAGCGCAUGGGACUCCAAGGCUGGCAUGGGUGCCUGGUGGGUGAAGGCCGACCAGGUGUCCAAGUCCGCACCGACAGGAGAGUAUCUCCCCACCGGAAGCUUCAUGGUCCGUGGCCAGAAGAACUUCUUGCCUCCUGCCCAACUGUUGUUGGGCAUUGGUAUCAUGUUUAAGAUCAGCGAGGAAAGCAAGGCAAGGCAUGUGAAGCACAGACUGUACGACGGUUUUGCUACCCCGGCCUCGGCAUCAGACAGCGCCGCUCAGGGUUCUGGAGCGGACGCCGCCCAAACUAAGGAUGAUGAGGUGGACGACGCUUCUGAUAUCGGCUCUGACGACGAUCAAGAGGACGAGAAGCCUCGAGACAAUCCUCUUCAGAGCCUUGGGCAACACGGGCAAGACGAAUCUGAGGAAAAGCUCGCAUCCGAGGAGCCGCCAACCGAUGAGGUGGAGAAGCUCAAACUCAACGAAGACAAGGCUGACGAAGCGGAUGAAACCUCUGCAAACGAACCUGCGAAAUCAUCUGAAGAAGAGAAAGAGGAGGAAGAGGAAGAGGGAGAGGAAGAAGAUGCCACUGGAACUUCUACGCCCGCGGAGCCUGGUGCUGUUCCCAGCUCCCAAGCCAGCACCGCAGCUACCGACAAGCAGCGACCUGCCAAACGAGGCCAAAAGGGCAAGGCAAAGAAGAUUGCGGCCAAGUACAAGUACCAAGAUGAAGAGGACAGAGAAGCGGCCGAGGCGUUGUACGGCUCUGCGCGCGGCAAGCAAAGAGCUGAAGCCGAGGCGCAAAACAAGGCACAGAGAGAAGCGGAACUAGCAGCUCAGAAAGAGCGUCGUAGAGCACAGCACCAGCGCCAGCAGAAGGAGAUUGCCGAGCACGAAGAGAUUCGCCGGCUGAUGAACGAGGAGGGUGUCGAGGUGCUUGACGCCGAAGAGAUGGGCAAGAUGACGCUGCUGGACAACCUCGUUGGCACGCCUCUCCCUGGAGAUGAGAUUCUGGAGGCCAUUCCCGUCUGCGCGCCUUGGAAUGCCAUGGGCAAGUUCAAGUACAAGGCCAAGCUCCAGCCGGGUGCGGUGAAGAAGGGCAAGGCGGUCAAGGAAGUGUUUGAGAAGUGGAAGGGAGACUCUUCGAAGAAGGGUGCCAUUGAUGAGCGAGCUCAGGAUAAGGAGAGGAUGUGGCCUCGGGAGGUUGAGCUGAUUAAGGCGCUCAAGGCCGAGGAGGCUUUCAACUGCGUUCCUGUGGGCAAGGUCAGGGUGAUGAUGGCUGGCGGUACGGGAGGUGCUGCCGGAGCCAAGGGCCAGCAGGGGAAGGGAGGUCGCGGUGGAAAGGGUUCCAAGAAGAAGUGA
This is a messenger RNA of Colletotrichum truncatum, 3204 nucleotides long. Its product is annotated as DUF814 domain-containing protein. Gene Ontology annotation, biological process: ribosome-associated ubiquitin-dependent protein catabolic process; rescue of stalled cytosolic ribosome. The record is from RefSeq and is a predicted model, not a curated record. Gene Ontology annotation, molecular function: ribosomal large subunit binding; tRNA binding. Lineage: Eukaryota; Fungi; Ascomycota; Sordariomycetes; Glomerellales; Glomerellaceae. Gene Ontology annotation, cellular component: RQC complex.